AGCAACACAAGUAGCAGCACCCUCAAAGCAUCCUACCUCUCACUUGAACACCAAAAUGAAGACACAACAACAAUCUCUUAUCUCAGCCUCAAUUCUACUGGCUCUAACACUCACCUUCUUCCACAUCACUGCAGCUCAACUCUCACCAGUUCAAGCCCCAGUUUCAUCACCACCACGACCACAACAACAAGCACCAGCGUUCUCACCACCCUCUCCUCCAGCCAUUGCUCCAUCACCAGGGUUCAACACAGUGCCCUUAGUACCCGUGACACCAAGUGGGGCCCCCACUCCCACAGUCCCAAAAGCACCCUCCAUUGACAUAGUCCAAAUCCUUCGAAAAGCAAAGAGAUUCUCCGUCCUCAUAAGGCUCCUCAAAACCACACAACUCAUAAACCAACUCAACUCACAGCUUCUAACCUCAGGCUCAGGAGGGUUAACCCUCUUCGCCCCAGAGGACUCUGCCUUCUCAAAACUCAAAGCUGGAUUCUUAAACUCCCUCAGCGACAGACAAAAAGUGGAACUUCUUCAGUUCCACACCCUCUCCUCCUUCAUUUCCAUUUCAAACUUCGACACCCUCACCAACCCCGUUCAGACUCAGGCCGGCGACGACCCCCUCCGCCUCCAGCUCAACGUCACAACCGUCAGCGGCAGCCAGGUCAGCAUGGCCACCGGCGCCGUCAACGCCUCCGUCACCGGCACCGUCUACACCGACAACAAGCUCGCCGUGUACCAGGUCGACAAGGUGCUUCUACCUCUUGACCUAGUGCUUCCGGCUAAGGCACCGGCACCGGCGCCGGCCAAGGCUAAAGGGGCAUCGCCUAAGACUGAUAAGACGAAGGGUGGCGGUGAUGAUGGCGCCGGCGGUGGUGAUAGUGACAGUGGUGAUAACAAGGACUUGCCAGCUGAAGCUUCUUCUGCGGGCUCCGUGAGGUUGGAGGGAAUGUGGGUUGCGAUAGUUCUUGGGGUGGCUUUCAUGGUGUGAUUGUGAUAUGGAGCGGGUAUUUCGAUUCUUCUGUUUGCGGUUUUGUGAUUUAUGAGUCAUGAGUCAUCUCCAUCGUUAUGUUUGCUGUUUGUUUGCAUGUAGCAUUCAAUUUCACUAAAACGUAUAUACGCUGGAUUUCUUUCCCUUUUCUUA
Molecule: messenger RNA, 1135 nt
Organism: Cajanus cajan (pigeon pea)
Lineage: Eukaryota; Viridiplantae; Streptophyta; Magnoliopsida; Fabales; Fabaceae
Biological process (GO): plant-type secondary cell wall biogenesis
Cellular component (GO): plasma membrane
Source: RefSeq, a predicted model, not a curated record